AUGUUGUUUAAAAUGAUUCUUCAGCUGGUGCUUAUCGUUCAGUUUUCAUUGGUAUUAUGCCAGGAAAUAGGCUCUCUACGGAUCAUGAAUGGCACUGUGGCCAAGGAGAAGCAGUUUCCUUACCAGGCGCAGUUGCUGAGCUACUUCGAAGGUGACAUGAAUGAACCCCAUCUGUGUGGUGGCACCAUCCUAUCCCCUCGCUGGAUUGUAACCGCAGCUCAUUGCCUACAAGAUCCAAAAUCUAAGCUAUCUAAAGUGCUGGUCUACGUAGGCAGCACUGAAUCUUAUCCUGAUAACGAAAUCGUAAUUAAAAGGAGUAACACCAUUGUGCAUAAGAGAUUCGAUCGCAAAACUGUGUUCAACGAUAUUGGCCUCAUCAAACUUCCCAAAAAGCUCGUUUACAAUAAACAUAUUCAACCCGCCAAGUUGCCCAGUGCGAAGAAAACCUAUGCAGGUCGCAGGGCCAUUAUAUCUGGAUGGGGUCAGACCAACCAGGGCAACGCAAGCAAUGUCCUUUUGUACAUCCAAGCCCCUAUUGUAACAAACAGGGAGUGCGAGAGUCAGUGGAACAAACAACUAAAGAACAAGGGCAGGAAAGUUGUGCCCAGCACCUUUAUAUGCAUAAAUUCCGAGAAGGGUCUGCCAUGUUCAGGCGAUUCCGGAGGACCAAUGGUAUUGGACGAUGGCUCCAGAACCUUGGUGGGAAUUGUGUCCCACGGAUUCGAUGCCGAAUGCAAGCUGAAGCUGCCAGAUAUAUCUACACGAGUUUCGUCCUUUUUGAAGUGGAUUAAAUACUACACAAAUGGGCUUAAAUAAUAAAAAACAAAUCUCUUUUCAAA
Molecule: messenger RNA, 839 nt
Organism: Drosophila ficusphila
Lineage: Eukaryota; Metazoa; Arthropoda; Insecta; Diptera; Drosophilidae
Product: chymotrypsin-2
Exons: 2
Coding region: 1-816 (271 amino acids)
Biological process (GO): proteolysis
Molecular function (GO): serine-type endopeptidase activity
Source: RefSeq, a predicted model, not a curated record